AUGGGACUACCGGCGAUGAGACCCCUCCUGCUAGCGGGCGGCAAGUCGACCCGGAUGGGCACACCCAAACACCUCCUCCGGAUGCCCGACGGAACACCCCUGUACCGGCGGCAGCUGCAACUGCUACGCACCAUCUUCCCGGAGCCGCAGACGAUCUUCAUCUCGCUGGCGCAGGAGUCCGAGACAGACGAAUUCCUCGACGAGCUGCUGGCGCAGGCCGCCAACCAGUCUGCCGAAGUGGAGGACUGCAAGACACCACCGCCGAGGAUCCAUAUCCUGCGCGACUAUCACCCCGCAAACCCGGAUGCAAAGCAUGCUACUGCCGGCGGCAGUGGCCCCGCCGCUGGACUCCUGGCAGCGUACCGCUACGACGCGUGGGCGUACUGGGCAGUGUUGGCGUGCGAUUACCCUCUGAUCCCCGCAGAAGCCUUCUUCCACCUGUUCGUCAAGCGCGACGCCGUGCCCGUGACGUGUUUCCGCACCGCCGAAGGGGUAUGCGAGCCGCUGCUGGCGAUUUGGGCGCCGCCUGCGCUGUCGCGUUUGGCGGAGCGGGUUGCGCGGGGGCAUCCGCGGCCCGAGGAGACGGCGAGGGAGCUUGACGGGUUGAUGGUUGCUGCGCCGGCUGGGUGUGAGUGGUGGUUGACGAAUGUGAAUACCAUGGAGGAGUGGGUGAAGGCUGUGGAGGAGAUGAAGUUGGGGCCGCCUGGGAGGGGGGAGAUUGCGCCGGAGGGUAUUGUUGCGGAUGUUGUGUAA
Colletotrichum costaricense is the source of this 753-nucleotide messenger RNA. Its product is annotated as molybdenum cofactor biosynthesis protein C. Gene Ontology annotation, biological process: Mo-molybdopterin cofactor biosynthetic process. Lineage: Eukaryota; Fungi; Ascomycota; Sordariomycetes; Glomerellales; Glomerellaceae. Gene Ontology annotation, molecular function: nucleotidyltransferase activity. The record is from RefSeq and is a predicted model, not a curated record. The transcript has a single exon. Bases 1 to 753 code for a protein of 250 amino acids.